AAGCAUUCCCAUCGGGUGAGCAUUACAGGUGGAGCAAGAGGAGGGGGUGGGGAGGGAGGAGGACGAGGAGGAGAGGGGGGAGGGAAAGGAGGAGGAGAGGGUGGUGGUUGUGGAGGGGAAGGAGGAGGAAGGGGAGGGGGGGAAGGUGGUGGGUUGGGUGGGGAGGGAGGAGGAAGGGGAGGGGGGGAGGGUGGGGGAUUAGGUGGGGAGGGAGGAGGAUAGGGAGGAGGGGAGGGUGGUGGAUCGGGCGGGGAGGGAGGAGGAUGGGGAGGGGGGGGAGGGUGGGGGAUCAGGUGGGGAGGGAGGAGGAUAGGGAGGAGGAGAGGGUGGUGGUUUUGGAGGGGAGAGAGGAGGUGAUUGGGAGAGAGGGAAUUGAGAAAGCGAGACGGAAAGAGGGGGUGAAGUGGGGAGGUGAGUCAGAAAGCGGGGGUGAUGGAGGGGCGGGCGGGGAGGGAAGCGGAGGUGCCGUUGUUUCAAGAGGAGAAGGGGGAGAGAGAGGAGGAGAAGGUGGGGAGGGUGGUGCAUUGGGAAUGACAGGAGGGGAGGGUGGGGGUGAUGGUGAAGGUGGUGGAGGAGAGGAGAGGGGAGCUGGGGCAGAGUGGGGAGGUGAUGGGGGGGAGGUAGGGGGGAAGAGCGGAGGGGUAGCUGCUUCAGGAUGGGAGGGGGAUGGGAGAGGAGGAGAAGGUGGGGAGGGUGGUGAGAUAGGAGCGAGGGAGGGUGGUGAGAUAGGAGCGAGGGAGGGUGGUGAGAUAGGAGCGAGGGAGGGUGGUGAGAUAGGAGCGAGGGAGGGUGGUGAGAUAGGAGCGAGGGCGGGUGGUGCAUUGGGCGUGUUGGGAGGGGAGGGUGGGAGUGAUAGAGAUGGUGGCAGGGGAGAGGAGAGGGGAGGUGAGGGAGAGAGGGGAGGGGAGGCAGAGAGGGGAGAGGAGGCAGGGAGGGGAGAGGAGGCAGGGACUGUUGCCCCGGGAGGGGAGGGGGGAGGGGGAGGUGGAGGUGAUGGGGGGGCCUGGGAUGGAGCAGGCGAAGGGGGAUUGGGUGUGGCGGAGGGGAGGGAGGGGGGGGAUGGUGGGGGAGGUGAGAGAGGCGGAGGAGGGGAGAGAGUGAGGGAGGGUGGAGGGGAAGGAGGGGAUGGAGUGGGAGGUGUUGGAGGGGUGGGGGUUGGAGGAGGGGAGGAUGGGGAAGAGCAGGAGGAGGCGGAGGGGGAGGGCGUGCUGGUGGUGGUGCUGGCGACUUCCGUGGGGAUUUUCUUUUUGGUUGUGGCUUGCGGGUUCUUCUGCCUGCUGCUGCUGUGCGUGCGUGUGUGUGUACAGCUGCCAGGCUCCUAG
Closterium sp. Yama58-4 is the source of this 1322-nucleotide messenger RNA. NCBI's taxonomy places the organism in Eukaryota, Viridiplantae, Streptophyta, Zygnematophyceae, Desmidiales, Closteriaceae. The record is from the annotation of a GenBank genome assembly.